Molecule: messenger RNA, 1652 nt
Organism: Drosophila willistoni
Lineage: Eukaryota; Metazoa; Arthropoda; Insecta; Diptera; Drosophilidae
Product: E3 ubiquitin-protein ligase LRSAM1-like
Exons: 2
Coding region: 950-1336 (128 amino acids)
Molecular function (GO): protein binding
Source: RefSeq, a predicted model, not a curated record
GAACGUUGACAGUAGGAUGUCAGGGUUCUUCUUGGUUUCACCUGAUACCAUGAGGAAGUCGUGUUCAAAGAUAUAAUCAGGAAUUGGCAUGUCAGACGAAUAAACAUUGAAGAGAAGGGGGCCCAGAACACUGCCCUGGGGUAUUCCUGCAGUGAUUUUGCCAAUUCUGGAAUAUGUGUCAUCGUGCCCCUGACUGUGAACGAUCUAUCCUGCAGAUAGCUUUCAAGAAUCUUGAACAAGCAGUAAGGCAGGAGUUUGGCCAGUUUAUUCAAUAAUUCUAAGUGCCACACUUUAUCAAAUGCUUCAGUAAUGUCUACAAAUACAGCAGAGCUGUAUUCUUUUUGUUCGAGUGAUUUUUGUAGUAACUGUGUGACCCUUGCGAGUUGAUGUUCAGUGCUGUGGUUUUUACGAAAGCCAAAUUGAUGGUUUGGAAUUGCUUUGCGAAAAGUUGAAUACAAAUUAUAUUGUUCACACCAAAGAUUAAAAAGGGCAAGGUUACAAGGUCAAGGACAAUAUCCAAACUAUUCACACGAAAUACGUUUUGGAUGGCAAAGCAACGAUUGCUUUCAAGAAGCCCUCACUGAAUCUGUUGAUUAAAUGUGAUCCCAUUCAGCUGAAGGGAUUCCUGCAGACGCUUAAACUGGGUAUGGAAGGCAAGGAUGUCAUCAAUUUGAGACUAAAUACAGUCACUGCCAUGGCACAAAAAUCAAAGUUACAGACGAAAAUGGCUAUAAAUCGUCACAGUGACUAUCCCAUCAAGGCCUUUCCUCGAUAUCUACAAUCCCUAACAAUAGACAAUACGCAAUUGGUUAAAUUGAGCUAUCAUAUAUGCUCCUUACGGAAUCUAACCCACCUGGAUGUAUCCAACAAUAAGUUGCGUAAGUUACCUGUUUAACUGGGGAGAUUACACUUGAGCAAGCUCGUCCUCCAUGACAAUAAUCUGGGUGAAAUGGACGAUUGGUCAUUUCUAAAUGGCAGCAAAUUACGAGACUCCCUGCGCGAAUUGGAUUUAUCGGCCAACGAUUUGACAUGUUUGCCUUUGCCUGUGGUCAAGUGCCACAAAUUGGUUAACUUGAAUCUCAAUUACAAUAAUUUGACUCAUCUACCCUUUGCCAUACGUCGCCUGAGAAGAUUACGCUCGCUUUACGUGUCGGAAAACAAAUUAAAAUCCCUGCCAGCUGCCAUAGAUGAUUUACGUAUUGAAAUCUUGGAUGUUUGGCGUAAUUCAUUCAAGGGUCUCAAUGUCUUGGAGGCUCAUCGCCUGGCCUUUGCUUCCGAUGCGGACGGAGCUUCAACUCAUUCGCCUGAACCUCUCUGGCUUCAAGCUGUGGCCUAAUAUGAACUGCCAAUCGAUUCCCUGCCAGCCUUACUCAUUCAACUAAUUGCCGAGGCACCAAAAUGUUCCUGUGGCAAAUUGUGCGAUGCUUUAGACAAGAUGCACAUUAUCGAACGUGUUGGUCAACCGAAAUUUGUAAAUAUUAAAAAUCUUACCUAUAGUCGAGAGCACAUGAUCUAUUCUGAUGUUGUCAUAUGUGGCAACAAUUGUAGUAUAAGCAACCAAUGUAAGAACCUAUUCUCAGCUCUAAUUAACUGAUAUUAGCCUAUUAUGCCAAUGUGCCAAACAAAAAGUGGAAUUAAUAUUUAAAUAUUAU